This is a messenger RNA of Nezara viridula (southern green stink bug), 456 nucleotides long. Lineage: Eukaryota; Metazoa; Arthropoda; Insecta; Hemiptera; Pentatomidae. The record is from the annotation of a GenBank genome assembly.
AUGAUAACCCACUGGUUGGCAGUCCAAAGCGUCCAUGCAUGCCUUGAUUUGGGAAUGGAUCCAGAGGGUGGAUCGUUCCCUCAUUGUACUCAAGAGGAAGGCCUCAAAAUCCAGGAACACCUCAUUGUGCCUUUCCCUGUACCUGGCUGGCUGAUGAGGAAUAAUGGAACUGAAGUCAGAGUUGCGACAUCUAAAAUUAACUCAGCCAGUACACACUGUAGGACACAGCGAAAACCGACACACUUAGAAAUCACAGAGACUGUUCCGACUGAUGAGCCCAAAGAGGUUAGAACGGUACCGAACUCUAUUUGGGAGCAGGCAGUGCGAAGUGCCGGAAGGGCCCGUCACGCUCGGCAGGCCUUGCGGUCUUCCGGGGAACUACACUGGAAACCUCUCUGGAUGGUGGUUCCUCUUUGGAUCAGUUGUCUUGUAAACAGGUGUGCUUCGGGUCAUUAG